AUGCUAUAUCAUCAUUUUAUAUUAAAUUGGCUCCAAUUUCUCUUCCAUUUUCACUAAUAUAAAUUACUCUAUUCAAUAUACAUUAUCAUAUCCCGUCAAGAAAGUUCAAAAACCCAUAAAAAAUUCGAACUUUUUAUCAAAGCCAAAGAUCUUUCUACCCCUACAACUGUAAGCCCAGUCUGCAAGCUUCAAUGAAAAGUGGAGGAUGGGAACUGAAUUGACUUAAAUUCCACAGAAAUUGUCACAGCCUCCACCAAUCCUCAAUGGAAACAAACAAUGAUUAUUGAUCAUUAUUUUGAAAGCAAUAUCAUCCUGCUCUUUUCUAUUUACAGUGGCCUCGAUUUAAUUGGAAGUGUGGAAUGCUCCACAAGUAAUUUAAUCGCAAGACAGCCGUUUAUUUCACAUAUUUUUAGAGGGGCAAUAAAAGAAAUCACAGGAACUAUCAUUAUAAAAGCUGAAGAAGUAAGGGAUAUAGAAACUAAACUAGCUUUAGCCUUUAAAGGACACCAUUUUGAUGGGCUAGAUCUAGGAGGGAAAAGUGACCCUUAUUUCAAGCUUUAUAAGUCAUUACAAGAUGGAACUUGGCUGGAGUGCUAUAAAAGUGAAACUGUUUAUAAAACAAUAGAUCCUGAGUGGCCUCCUUUUGAAAUUAAUUUACAUAAACUGUGUAAUAGUGAUUCUGAGAGACUUAUAAAGAUUGAAUGCUAUGAUUGAGACAGAUGCACAGCUGAUGAUUAUAUCGGCCAAGCCACCAUUACAUUGAGAGAUCUCUUAAACAUAGGCACGCAAUUCCCACUGAUAAACCAUAAAAAAGAAACCCAAGAUGGUUACUUGAAUUCUGGAGUAAUAGAAGUCACUCAUUCUGAGCUCAUCAGAGACUUCUCAUAUAUGGACUACUUGCAGAAUGGCACCUCAAUUAAGCUGAUGGUCGCAAUAGAUUUCACAUCUUCUAAUGGAGACCAUGCAGACCCUCAUUCAUUACAUUAUUCCAACUCAAGCAUACAAAAUGAGUAUCAGCGGGCAAUAGAAGCCAUUUCUAGAGUCCUUGAAGUGUAUGAUGAAGAAAAACAGUUCUCUGUAUAUGGUUUUGGAGGGCGGCCUAAUUGAACUCGAGAUGUAAACCAUUGUUUUGCGCUGACUAGAAAUGAUGCAAAUCCAUAUGUUGCAGGAAUUGAGCAGAUUAUUGAUAUAUAUCUAAAAGAACUCCCAAAUAUUGAGCUAGCUGGACCGACUUAUUUUAGGCAUGUUAUAGAAAUGGCUACUGCAAAAGCGAGAGAAAAAAUUGAUGGGUCAGUUUAUAAUGUCCUGCUAAUACUCACAGAUGGGGAUAUUGAUGAUUUUCCGGCGACGAGAUCAUUGGUGGUGGAGGCUUCAAGACUUCCUAUAAGUAUUAUUAUUGUGGGAGUUGGAGGAGAAUGCUUUUCUAAUAUGCUUACUCCCCCUGCUCCGUGAGUGAACAAAAAAAUUUGUUCGUUCACGGAGGGGGAUUAGGAAAUUAAAAAAAUCCCACUUCUCGAAAAUUGGAAGGCAAAUAUUAAUUUAAUUGAAAAAUUUAUGUUUCAAAACGCAAUUUGCUUAAAACUAAACAGAAUUAGCAAAAGAUUUCAUGAUAAUAAUUAUCAUUUAUAUAUCAAAAUUUUUCCAAUAAAAUUUUUCUAUUAAAAAAAUUUUUGUUCGCUCACGGAGGUGGGUUUUUGGGCAAAAAAUAGCGAUUUUUCUAAUGGUUUUGUUCGCUCACGAAGGUGGGAGUUAGGCUAGAUUCUGAUAGUGGAACUUUAAAAGACCGAAACCAAAAUGAAGCUGUUAGAGAUAUUGUGCAGUUUGUCCCGUUUAGACAAUUUAGCAGUUCGUAUGAAACUUUCCAGCAUAAGAUCUUAGAAGAGAUACCAUCGCAAAUAGAAUCUUACAUGAGACUUGCUAAUAUUACACCACUUACUCCCCCCCCUCGAAGUUCGACCAAGAUUUUUUUGGUCGAACUUCGAGGGGGUUAAGAAAAAAAUUUUUAAAAAAAAAAUUAUAUAGAAUUUUUUUUAUAUAAUUUAGUAGUUAAAAAAAAAAAAUUUAUCAUAUUCUUCUGUAUGGUUGAGAGGGUGUAAGGGUUAGAAAAAAUAGUGCAAAAUGGUUUUCUAACGCUUUUUUAGAACUUGAAUACAAAAAUCGCAAGCUCACACCCACAUAGUUUAAAAUUUUUGAAAAAUUGCUUAUUUUCCUAGUAAAUUUAUAUAGGUCUUGGUCGAACUUAGAGGGGAGUUAAUUUUCCAAAAAAAUAGGAAUUUUCCCUAUAUCUUAGUCGAAACUUCGAGGGGGGGGGGAGUUAGGGCUCAAAAUCCAUUUGAAUUCUAG
Messenger RNA from Blepharisma stoltei, 2343 nucleotides. NCBI's taxonomy places the organism in Eukaryota, Ciliophora, Heterotrichea, Heterotrichida, Blepharismidae. The record is from the annotation of a GenBank genome assembly.